Messenger RNA from Daphnia carinata, 892 nucleotides. Its product is annotated as adhesive plaque matrix protein-like. NCBI's taxonomy places the organism in Eukaryota, Metazoa, Arthropoda, Branchiopoda, Diplostraca, Daphniidae. The record is from RefSeq and is a predicted model, not a curated record. The coding region runs from base 69 to 773 and encodes 234 amino acids. The transcript has 3 exons. Gene Ontology annotation, cellular component: extracellular matrix.
UGCAUCAGUGUUUUCACAUUUCUUGGACGAUAGCAAACACUAGCAAAAUCUCCCUCUUCUAACCAACAAUGAAACAGUUCGUCAUCAUCGCCGCGUUGGUAGCCCUCGCCCUGGCCUCUGAUCGCCCUUACUACCCCAAACCAGCUUAUCCCGCAGCUGAUGGAUACGACUACGCUCCGAUGCCGUACAGUUUCGAUUGGGCCGUGCUGGAUCAGGCAAGUUACAACGACUUCGGACACAAGGAGACAAGCGAUGGCAAAGUAGUGACUGGAACGUACUACGUCGUGCUCCCGGACGGCAGGCGACAAGUGGUCACGUACAAAGCUGAUGAUUACGGUUACGUGGCCGACGUCAAGUACGAAGGAGAGGCCUCAUAUCCUGAAUACAAACCAUCUUAUCCAGCCUACCCCAAGCCCGCGUAUGCCCCUCCAGCUUACCCCAAGCCCACUUAUGCUGCUCCGGCCUACCCCAAGCCAACAUACGCUCCACCGGCAUACCCAAAAGCUUCUUACCCGAGCUACCCUAGACCUUCUUACCCAACUUAUCCUCGCCCAGCUUACCCUAGCUAUCCUCGUCCAUCGUACCCAUCGUACCCUAAGCCAAGCUACCCCGUUUCGACUACCACGGAGGCUGUAACUGAAACUGCCGCUCCUGUUCUUAAGGAAGCUGAGGAAGCAGUUGAAGCUGUUGCUGUUACUGAAGCUGUCAGCGAAGCCGCUGUCGCUGUUGCGGAACCUAUUGCCGAACCGGAGACAUCAACGGAUGCCGUUUAAAUCAUCCCAAAUCGAAUAAUAUGUGAAGAAAAUUUAAAUGCCUUUCCACACAUUAUAUAUGUAAUUUAAAUAAAGCUGAUUUCAUUGUGUUUACUCAAAUAAAAGCUAUUUUAAUCAAA